Molecule: messenger RNA, 2989 nt
Organism: Onychostoma macrolepis
Lineage: Eukaryota; Metazoa; Chordata; Actinopteri; Cypriniformes; Cyprinidae
Product: V-set and immunoglobulin domain-containing protein 10-like 2
Exons: 12
Coding region: 1-2439 (812 amino acids)
Biological process (GO): cell-cell adhesion
Cellular component (GO): cell-cell junction
Molecular function (GO): cell adhesion molecule binding
Source: RefSeq, a predicted model, not a curated record
AUGGUCCACAGAGUUUUAGGGGUGCCUUACAUCUGCCUAAUUGUUUUAUUUCUACCCCUCUACCUUCAAGGCGUAGAGAUCUUGGACCCGGGGCAGGUGGUAUACAGCGAGACCAGGACCAAUGGUGUGGUGGGACGAGGAGUGAUCUUGGAGUGUGGCCCUACCUUGCCCGAUGUCUACAUCUGGGGCUUUACCAAACCAGGCACAGACACCAUCCGUGCCAUUGUGUACAACUUUGGAAAGGGUCCUAAAAUACAGAAAUUAGCCGAUGACUUGGGUGAUCUGACAGUAAUCAGCAACAGCGCCUCUCUGUCGAUAGAGAAGCUUCCUCUGGCUGCAGAAGGAGUGUAUACCUGCCAGGCACUGUAUGAUACCCUUGAAGGAGCCAAGUUGUAUUACUACUAUGUAUUUCUGCGUGUUUUAGUGCCAGUGACCAAACCUUACAUUGUGAUGAGCGACUCUUCGCCAGUGGAGGGCACAUCAGUGACCAUGCGCUGUGGCCUGGAGAACGGCACGGGGCCUAUUAAUUACAUAUGGGAACAAGAGAGCCGGGAAAGCCAGCUCACCACGGUGGCUGAGAUCUAUGACGACAACCGAUUAAAUGUCACUGAUGUCAACCGAAAUCACACGGGAUGGUACAGGUGUAUUGCCAGCAACCAGGUCAACCAGCAGCGCAGUGACCGAGUCUGGCUUGACACCAUUUUUGGUCCAGACCAGCCUCAGAUCGAUGUCACCCCUUAUUCAGUGACGGAGCGGGGUUAUUCUGCCCUGGAAAGAGAGACGGUUUCUCUUCUGUGUCAAGCUUCUUCUAAUCCCCCAAGUCAGUACGUUUGGUUCUACAACAACACCCAGGUGUAUGCGGGUCCCCAGUACACCAUCAGCAGGAUCCUCCGCAUGCACACAGGCCACUACGCAUGCCUGGCUCAGAACACUUACCUCAACACCCGCUCCAGGAAAACCAUCACCCUCACCGUCUACUAUCCUCCAGAUGGCGCUCCAACUUGCUCAAUCCUACCAGUAAACAAUCACUCUGACCUGGCUCUCCAGUGUACCUGGGAGGGUGGUAUCCCUGCAGCCUCUUUGAGAUGGACCCCGUAUGUGUUUGGAGAAGAGAGCGAGGGACUCACAAACAUCACCAAGAUUCAGAAAGGUCAAGAGACUGCAAACAACUCCAUCUACAUCUGCAAAGGCUCCCACAUCGCAUCGAAUGAAAUCAAAAGCUGCAGUGUCAGAACUUGGAUGCCCUACGGUGAGCCAAAGUGUUCUGCGUAUGCAACUCGAAACAAUGAGUACAUAAUGCUGUCCUGCUCCUGGGAAGGUGGGUUUCCUCGAGCACUGGUGUGGUGGGUCUCCAGCUCAGGGGACACGCAAGGCACAUCUGAGGAGAACGCAAACAUCCUGGUUUUGCGGUCAAGUGCUACCUACAGUGGCAAGGCCUUUGUAUGCCAUGCAAAACAUCCAUUAGCUAAGGAGACCAAACAGUGCGUUUUAAAACUAGAGGCACCGGUCCUAGUGACCCAGCGCAGUAUGAUGACCGUCUAUGAGGGCAGUGAUGCCCAACUCACCUGUAUCUUGAGUAGAAACUACCCAGUCACAGAGAUCACCUGGUUCAACAACCUGAAGCAGCAUGUGAAUGAGAUUCCCAAGAAGUACGUCCUGGAGCGAGCUGCUGCCUGGACCAACUUGACAGUGCGGGAAACGGACAGCAACACAGACAGUGGCCAUUACUGGUGUUCAGCUACCAAUGCUGUCGGUGGGGCAGAGAUUCCCAUUUUGCUGAUGGUGAAGAGGUACCCAAUGCCCCCAAAUAUAAACAUCAGUAAGAUCAUUUACAACAGUCGUCAAAGGACCGAUGUUGACCUAGAGUGGAAGCUCCAGACUGAGGGUAACCUCACAGGGUUUUUCAUCGAGCGCCAGAGGCUCCCUGAACCUGUGAAGAAAAGAAACAGUGACCUUCCCUGGCGGAAACUGGCAGACCUAGACCAGGAUUCCCGACACUACCAAAUCAACGAUCUGGAUCCCACUGGAGUCUAUGCAUUUCGUGUUACUGCAAUCAACCACCACACCAUUGGAAACCCUUCAGAGAUAAAGAGCCCAGCCGACCCUCCCUUCAAUGCCUAUCCAGCUGUGAUUGGGGCAGCCAUCGGGGGCAUGAUCAUAGCCACAAUAAUCACUAUACUGCUCUUCAUGUAUGUGGUACGGAACCGCAACAAUAACCCACGGCUUCAUGACUUGAUAUUUGGAAGGCAGAACAGCCAGUCUAGAGAGAACAUAAACUUUCCUGAGGAUGAGGGUAGUGGAACAGCAGAGGGGCAACCGAGCCAAUCAGCUAGUCCAGUGGCAUCAAUGGCACUGCCAAGGCCAACCGCAACACCUACAAACCUUCCCCCAGGCGAGGAGCCAGUCAACGUAACUAUUACUGUCAUGGCCUCAAGCUAAAGACAAAGCUGAUCACAAUCAUGUUUAUUACCAUACAUUCACUACAGGAUGAUAACACUUUGGAGAUCAGAAACACUUUUUCAUCAUCAACAGAAGUAAACAAAGGGGGGUGAAAAAAUUGUGUUGAAUGUAAUUUUAUACUAAUAUCAAUUUAAGAGUUUACUAGCAAGCACCUCCCAUUUAGAUAACCGCUUUAGAUCGGCUAAUUAAUUAGUUUUGGUAUAACUAAAAUACAAGCAAAUUUUCUUAAUUAACAGCAGGAUUGUUAUCAUUUUUGCUACAUUUAACUUCUUGUGAGGUAAUACAAAGCACAUUUUUAGCAAUCUUUCUACAUCAAUACACAGAUUACUUAAGCACCUUUGCAUUCACCUUCCAUGUGUCUAUUUACAAUGAACUAAACUGAUUUCAGCUGCUUCUAAAUAACAUGGGUUGAGAUAAACCAAUCAUUUAGGUAAAUGACUGAGUGAUAUUUUUGAACAAACGAUCUUUAUAAGCAAAAGGCACUCUUUUUUGAACUCUCAAUGUUUAAUAAAAUGAAGGCUGAACCCAA